This is a messenger RNA of Aspergillus clavatus NRRL 1, 3600 nucleotides long. Its product is annotated as chromosome segregation protein SMC. Lineage: Eukaryota; Fungi; Ascomycota; Eurotiomycetes; Eurotiales; Aspergillaceae. The coding region runs from base 1 to 3600 and encodes 1199 amino acids. Gene Ontology annotation, cellular component: chromosome. Gene Ontology annotation, biological process: mitotic sister chromatid cohesion. Gene Ontology annotation, molecular function: protein binding; cohesin loader activity; double-stranded DNA binding. The record is from RefSeq and is a predicted model, not a curated record. The transcript has 5 exons.
AUGUAUGUCAAACAGAUUAUCAUUCAGGGCUUCAAAAGCUACAAGGAUCAGACGGUCAUUGAGCCCUUCUCUCCGAAACACAACGUCAUCGUUGGUCGCAAUGGCUCCGGCAAGAGUAACUUCUUCGCGGCGAUCCGUUUCGUCCUCAGUGAUGCAUAUACUCACCUGGGCCGAGAGGAGCGGCAAGCGCUGCUUCAUGAAGGUUCAGGUUCCGCGGUAAUGUCCGCCUACGUGGAGAUCAUCUUCGACAACUCCGACGACAGAUUCCCAACCGGCAAGCCAGAAGUAGUCCUUCGUCGAACGAUCGGACUCAAGAAAGACGAAUAUACUCUAGACCGCAAAAAUGCAACCAAGUCCGACGUCAUGAACCUGCUCGAGUCAGCCGGCUUCUCUCGAUCGAAUCCCUACUACAUUGUGCCUCAAGGUCGAGUCACCGCAUUGACCAACAUGAAGGAUACCGAGCGCUUGACGCUCUUGAAAGAAGUUGCUGGUACUCAGGUUUACGAAGCGCGCCGUGCUGAAUCGCUGAAGAUUAUGCACGAAACCAACAACAAGAAGGCGAAAAUCGAUGAACUAUUGGAUUUUAUUAAUGAGCGACUCGCCGAACUCGAGGAGGAAAAGGAUGAACUACGCAAUUUCCAGGAGAAGGACAAAGAACGCCGUUGUUUGGAAUAUACGAUUCACUCGCGCGAACAACAAGAGAUUUCCAGCAUCCUUGACAAUUUGGAAGAGCAAAGACAAACGGGCGUCGAAGAUACAGAUCUCAAUCGAGACCGCUUCAUCGAGGGAGAGAAGGAGAUGGCUCAAAUUGACGCAGAGAUUGCAGAAUGCAAGCAGCAAAUUGAAUUCCUAAAGGUCGACAAGUCACAGCUCGAAGACGAGCGGCGGGAGACUUCGAAGACUCUUGCACAGGUGGAAUUGCGCGCCAAAUCUCUCUCCGAUAACCAGGUCGCCACUCAAGCACUCAAAGCACGCCACGAUCAAGAGCUCGAGGCUGUCCAGUCCGCGAUUAAAGAGCGCGAGACUGAACUGCAAGAUCUAAUUCCUCGCUUCAAUGCAGCCAAAGAACGUGAGGACGACAUCAAAUCUCAGCUCAGCGAAGCAGAGACAACGCGUCAGCGUCUAUAUGCCAAGCAGGGCCGCAACUCACGCUUCAGAAAUAAGUCGGAGCGUGACAAGUGGUUGCAGACGGAGAUCAAGGAGAAUUACACUUCUAUCUCUACAGUACAGGCGGUGAUGGCGCAGACGCAGGAGGAUAUCAAGGAGCUUGAAAAUGACAUUGCGCUCUUGGAACCUGAAACAGAACGCUUGCGCCAGCAAAUCGAUGGUAGGGGAGACACUGUUCAUUCAGUUGAGCAGCAAGUCCAGGCUGCAAAGGAUGAAAGGGACCGCUUAAUGGACCAAAGAAAGGAACUCUGGCGUGAGGAAGCGAAGCUUGAUUCAAUUCUAUCGAACGCAUCAAACGAAGUGGACCGGGCGGAACGCACUCUUUCUCAAAUGAUGGAUCACAACACGAGUCGCGGAAUCGCAGCCGUCCGAAGAAUCAAGCGUCAGCACAAUCUUGAAGGAGUGUAUGGCACGCUCGCCGAGCUGUUCGAGGUAAACGAUCGGUACCGGACUGCUGUUGAGGUCACAGCAGGUCAAAGCUUGUUUCACUAUGUCGUGGACACUGACGAAACCGCCACCAAGGUUUUGGAAAUUCUUCAACAAGACAAGGCUGGGAGAGUGACAUUCAUGCCUUUGAACAGACUGAGGUCCAGAGCAGCCAACCUCCCCCGUGCCAGUGAUACAAUCCCCAUGAUCGACAAGCUUCAAUAUGAUCCUGCUUAUGAAAAGGCAUUCCAACAUGUGUUUGGCAAGACCAUCAUUUGCCCCAAUCUGCAAGUGGCAUCGCAAUACGCCCGAAGCCAUGGUGUGAAUGCAAUCACACCCGAGGGAGACCGGUCCGACAAGAGAGGUGCGCUCACCGGUGGUUUCCAUGAUUCCCGGCAAUCACGACUUGAUGGGGUGAGGAACUUGACAAAAUGGAGAGAUGAAUACGAAAGCAAGAAGAACCGGGGAACAGAAAUUCGCAGAGAGCUUGAGAAGUUGGAUCAAAUUAUUACAAAGGCUGUGGGCGAACUCCAGAAGCUAGAGCAACAACGACACCAGGUGCAGAACAGCAGUGGGCCGCUUCGGCAAGAGUUGAGGAGCAAGCGUGAUCUGCUUCAAAAGAAGAACGACAAUCUUGAUGCUAAGCGGAAGGCUCUUCGUAAUAUCGAGACUAACUUGGCCGCAUUGAACGAUCAAGUGAAUGCCUUUGAGGCGGAAUUGAAAUCGCCAUUCCAGAAGGCGCUCACGAAUGAAGAGGAGGCACAGUUGGAGUCUCUUAGCGCUGUUGCCCAAGAUCUUCGACAGCAAUAUCACGAACUGUCUGCUCAGCGAAGCGAGUUGGAAGCUCGCAAGUCUAUUCUCGAAGUUGAGCUUCGGGAGAACCUAAACCCGCAUCUUGACCAACUGUUCAGCCGAGAUGUUGAUAUGGUGGAUGAUGACGGCCAGGGCAAUCUCAAGGAGACUGAGCGGGAAAUGAAGCGACUGCGUAAGACGCUCGAGAAUCUGAGCCAGAGGCUUCAACAGGUGGACGAGUCCAUCGAGAAAGCGAACUCUCAGGUCACCGAACUCGAGCAGCAGAAAGCGGAAAUUCGCCGCGAACUGGAAGAGCUGGCGCGAUCCAUUGAGAAGCAUCAACGCCGCAUGGAGAAGAACAUGCAGAAGAAAGCUGCGUUGACCAAGCGGGCAGCUGAAUGCGCGGCCAAUAUUCGUGACCUGGGAGUGCUCCCCGACGAGGCGUUUACGAAGUAUAAGCACACCGACUCGAACACAGUUGUGAAAAAGUUACACAAGGCCAAUGAGGCGCUCAAGAAAUACUCGCAUGUCAACAAGAAAGCGUUUGAGCAAUAUAACAGCUUCACCAGACAGCGUGAAACUCUUACCUCUCGCAGAGAGGAGCUCGAGGCGUCUCAGAAAUCGAUUGAGGAUCUUAUCUCGGUGCUUGACCAGCGCAAGGACGAGGCCAUUGAACGUACCUUCAAGCAAGUCUCGCGCGAAUUUGCAAACAUCUUCGAAAAGCUCGUCCCCGCUGGCCGUGGGCGCUUGAUCAUCCAGCGCAAGACCGAUCGCCCUCUCCGACGGGAUGAGGACAUGGAUUCUGAUGAUGAGCGGGCGCAACAAAGCGUUGAAAACUACGUCGGUGUAGGCAUUAGCGUGAGCUUCAACAGUAAGCAUGAUGAACAGCAGCGCAUCCAGCAACUCAGUGGUGGCCAAAAAAGUCUUUGCGCCCUUGCGUUGGUCUUUGCUAUCCAGGCCUGUGAUCCGGCACCUUUUUACCUGUUCGACGAGAUCGAUGCCAAUCUGGACGCCCAGUACCGAACCGCUGUCGCUCAAAUGCUGCAGUCCAUCUCCGAAUCGACCAAUGGACAGUUCAUCUGCACCACUUUCCGCCCCGAGAUGUUGCACGUCGCCGAGAAAUGCUAUGGAGUUAGCUUCCGGCAGAAGGCUAGCACGAUCGACGUUGUAUCUCGCGAGGAGGCGCUCAAAUUCGUUGAGGAGCAGAAGACGUAA